CCCGGUCCUAUAACGCCGCAUCUCUCUUUCCUCCUCUCCACUGGCGGCUUAAGCGACGCGUAACCCACACCCCGUGCUCCUCUCCCAAACCAAAGGCGCUUUUUUGCUUUGCUAUGCGGAACCAAGAGCCAUGAAAAUGCUUCGAUUCCGGAGUCCGAGCGUCUCCUCCCUCGCGCAGGAGGUCCAGUGCACGGUUCGGCUGCUCGACGACUCCGAAAUCUCGUGCAGCAUCCAGAGAGACACUAAAGGGCAGUUUCUCUUGGAUCACGUGUGUAAUCAGUACAGCCUGCUGGAGAAAGAUUACUUUGGCAUCAGAUAUGUGGACCCAGAGAAACAAAGGCAUUGGUUGGACCCGAGCAAACCAGUCGUGAAACAGAUGAAAUGUCAGCAGCCGUACACUAUGUGCUUCAGGGUGAAGUUCUACCCUCAGGAACCAAUCAAGAUCAAGGAAGAGCUGACAAGGUAUCUUCUGUACCUGCAGUUGAAGAGAGACGUGUACCACGGUAGGCUGUUAUGUCCAUUCGCUGAUGCUGCGUAUCUUGGAGCCUGUAUUGUACAGGCUGAGCUUGGGGACUACGAUUCUGAGGAACAUCCUGCAGACUACAUCAGCGACUUCAAGCUCUUCCCCAAACAGUCCCUCAAACUAGAGCGCAAGAUCGUGGAGAUCCACCAGAAUGAGCUAAGGGGUCAGUGUCCUUCUCUCGCUGAGUUAAAUCUUCUUCAGAGGGCUAACACACUGGACACAUAUGGAGUCGACCCACAUCCCUGCAAGGAUUUCACAGGAUCCACAGCCUUCCUGGGAUUCACUGCAAGAGGGUUUGUGGUUUUCCAGGGAAAUAAGCGGAUCCACCUUUUAAAAUGGGCAGAUGUCAGCAAGUUUAAGUUUGAAGGGAAAACGUUUUAUGUGAUUGGAGUGCAAAGAGAGAAGAAACUGGUUCUGACAUUCCACACAUCCACACCAGCAGCCUGCAAACACCUGUGGAAAUGUGCCGUGGAAAACCAGGCUUUUUACAAAUGUGCAAAGUCCAGUCAGAUCAAGACUGUGUCCAGCAGCAGUAUAUUUUUCAAGGGAAGCAGAUUUCGCUACAGUGGUCGGGUGGCUAAAGAAGUCAUUGAAGCCAGUUCAAAGAUUCAGAGAGAUCCUCCUGUUGUACACAGGUCUCAGUUUGGUCAAAGCAGAAGCUUUUCUUCACUCAGUCAUAAACAGCUGAUAAUGAACAUGGAGCCUCUCCUACCAGCAUUGAGCUCCAGCAGGGAAAACAGAGACUCCUCCGCUAACAACGGUAACACACCUGCAUACAUAUACACAUUAACAGUGCACCUUUCUCCCCUGUAA
Messenger RNA from Sinocyclocheilus grahami, 1336 nucleotides. RefSeq names its product FERM domain-containing protein 3-like. The record is from RefSeq and is a predicted model, not a curated record. The transcript is spliced from 13 exons. Gene Ontology annotation, cellular component: cytoskeleton. Gene Ontology annotation, biological process: actomyosin structure organization. Gene Ontology annotation, molecular function: cytoskeletal protein binding. NCBI's taxonomy places the organism in Eukaryota, Metazoa, Chordata, Actinopteri, Cypriniformes, Cyprinidae. The coding region runs from base 131 to 1336 and encodes 401 amino acids.